AUGUUGCCACGACAAAACAUAGGAAACAAUGAGGCCGUCGCUGAGACUAUACCCGCCAACAUGACGCUUGCCAUGCACCCCAGAAACACACGGCCGACAGGUGCGGAUUGGGAUACCCACAGGCCUGUCAUUACCCGUCUGUACUGGGACGAAGGAAAGCCGUUGAAAGAAGUCAGGGCGAUCAUGGCCAAUGAGCAUGGUUUCAAGGCUACGGUGAAGAUGUAUAAGGUACGGUUCAAGCAAUGGGGGCUAACCAAGAACCUCUCGAGCCGCCGUGUGGCACAUAUUCUAGAAGCCGCCAUGGACGGGAAGCCUACUCAGCUCCCUGUCAUCCAAGGGCGGCAACUUGGCUCUCAAAGGGUCAAGAGAUGCAUGCAGAAUCUAGCAACAGCAUUCGGUGCCACUAUCAUUCCGCCGCAAACGGUCAGAAAACAGAGCCCGCCCAUAUUCGUAUCAGCGCCAGACAUUAUGCGAUUCCCCGAGGGAUGCUUACAGGCAGUCAUUGACUUCGCAACGGGCCGUAUGGAUGGGGACUCGUUCGGCUUGAGCGGCCCCGAGUAUCCAUGGAUGGAAGACAAAUCGUUGAAUGUAUGGCACAACAGUCGCAUGGCACUAACGAAAAUCGCCGAAAAACGCAACUCACCCCUUUACUUCAGUCUCCUCAACAAGGCCUUUGAUCAAUACUCCGUCGCGAUCGACCGCCUGGAGCCUACGCUCGUGUGGGUGUCACUGUUAUGUAUUCUGCUGCUGGCGCAGGUCGGUGAAGACCUCGCCAGGACGUUUGUCGAGUACUCCGCUCGGCUCUGUGCCAUCAAGUUGGGGCCUGUCCACCCUCUGACACGACUGUGGUCCAUGGUGAGGUGUAUGAGCGUCGACGAAGUUCGACGGGCUGUAGUCGUCAUCUUCGAGGCAUACUUUGCCAGUUGCCAAAGUGAUGUCCGACCCGGCGAAGAAGUUCGCCGGGUAUCGAUCGUUCAUGUCGCUCGGGCUUUGCUGAGGGUGGGCGCAAUAUCGUUUGAGACGGCGUCAGCAACCAUAAAGAAGAUUGAGAAAGAAUUCAAAGACCGCUGCGUGAACACGGUUGAUGCGGAAUGGUAUUGGUGGUGUCGUAUUUUCCACUGUCAACUGUUGUACGACCACGGAAAGUUCGACGAGGCAGACGGGGAUAUGCCUGCCAUUGGAAGACAUCUUCAUUGCGGCAACCCCGAUUUGAAUUUCGAUGACAUUGAAGACGAAGUUACUGUCAUGACCUACUAUGCGCUGAAGCCGUUAAUCCUGGAGGCUCGUGGUCUCAUGGACGAGGCAACACGGUAUUACGUUGCGUCUUAUGAGUUCACCAAGAAGAUCAGAGGCCAUUCGUACAGUCGUAUGGUGAGUGUGACUGCGAGUCUGGAAGGACAUUACCGUCGGAAGGGUGAUCUCGAAGCCGCCGAGAGAAUCAGGGAGGAGUUUGAGAGCGCAUGGAAGACACUAGUCAAGGUAGGGAAGUAG
Messenger RNA from Neoarthrinium moseri, 1491 nucleotides. RefSeq lists its product as uncharacterized. Bases 1 to 1491 code for a protein of 496 amino acids. Lineage: Eukaryota; Fungi; Ascomycota; Sordariomycetes; Amphisphaeriales; Apiosporaceae. The record is from RefSeq and is a predicted model, not a curated record. The transcript has 3 exons.